Globicephala melas (long-finned pilot whale) is the source of this 1847-nucleotide messenger RNA. RefSeq names its product HHIP like 2 (gene HHIPL2). The record is from RefSeq and is a predicted model, not a curated record. NCBI's taxonomy places the organism in Eukaryota, Metazoa, Chordata, Mammalia, Artiodactyla, Delphinidae.
AUGGGGGAAGUGGUGGCAUCCGUGGGGAUGCAGCCCUCGUCCUGGUCAUUUGUGCCAGGGGGUCUCUGCUCCACCGUGGUCCGUCUGCCCGCUGGGGCUGAGCUGCCUCUUCUUUUCCAGGAGUGCUCGCCCUGCGCAGCCCACCGCUAUGAUGCUGAGAACCCGCGGACGCCCCUCCGGAACCUUCCCGACCUCUGCUCUGACUACUGCUCUGCAUUCCACUCUAACUGCCGCUCCGCAGUCUCCCUGCUGCUCACCAAGGACCGCCGCCUCCAGGAAUCCCAUGAAAAGGAUGGCGCGCGCUUCUAAUGGCUCCUCAACCUUCCCGACAAGGCCCACUGCUUCCCUAACGUCUUGAGGAGUGGCCAUCUCAACCGCAACCUGGGGGUGGUGGCCGAGAACCCUCGGGGCUGCCUUGGCCCCGGGCUGAGGAACCCGGUCUCCAUGGUCCACGCUGGGGACGGCACCCGUCACCUCUUGGUGGCCGAGCAGGUGGGGGUCUAUCUGCCUGAUGGGAGUCGCCUGGAGCAACCCUUCCUGGACCUCAAGAGCAUCGUGCUGAUCACUCCCUGGAUGGGGGAUGAGAGAGGCUUCCUGGGGUUGGCUUUUCAUCCCCAAUUCCACUGCAACCGCAAGUUCUAUAUUUAUUAUUCAUGCCUGGGCAAGAAGAGGGUCGAAAAGAUUCGGAUUAGUGAGAUGAAGCUUUCUCGGGCAGAUCCCAGCAAAGCUGAUCUCAAAUCGGAGAGUCGACUUAUGGCUUUGCAGGAAGAUAGAAAAACCAAGAAAUAGAAACAGGACAUUUGCCAGGGCAACACUGAGUCCUGUGCCUUCCCAGGGUUGAUCAGCACAUACGGCAAAUUUAUCAUCUCCUUUGCUGAAGGUGAAGCAGGGGAGCUCUACUUCCUGGCCACCUCCUACCCAAGCGCCUACACACCGCAUGGAUCCAUUUACAAAUUUGUUGACCCAUCGAGGCGAGCACCUCCAGGCAAGCGCAAGUACAAGCCAGUGCCGGUGAAAACCAAGAGUAAGCGGGUCCAGUUCAGGCCACUUGCUAAAAUUGUCUUGGACUUGCUAAAGAAGAAGUCCGAGGAAGCUGCUAGAAAACUGUCCAAUGCAACUUUAGCUUCCAGUCCAGACCGGACCUCAUCUCAGAAAGGCUCUUCCAAGAAGCCGGCUUCUCCCACAAGCAGCAGGAAGACGUUUCCAAGGUCUGGUGCAAAGCAGAGAGCCAGAGCGUUGUCCCCAGGCCCCCAGGGGAAGAGGAGGAAGAGCCCGAGACGCCCCCGAGGCAGAGGCAGCCAGUCGGCACAGUGGAGGCGAGCUGGCAGAAGUGUCCCUCUGCCUCUUCGGUCACGGUGACAGGUCAGGGGACGAGUGCCCAGAGAACCACCUUGCCACGCGGAAGCUGCUACUGCUGAAGGUGACCUUAGACGCAUGGGAAGCCGGGGGUGGAGGUGGGAACCGGCAGAGAGAGCUUGAUUUAGGCGGCACGGUUGUCCUGUCCACGGGAAUUUUUCCAUCUAAACGGAUGCUCCUUGUCUGCUUCUGCGGGGAGACCAAACCCCAUGUUGCCAGGGCACCUGGCUACUCAUGUGCACUAGUCUGUAAACCUGCUUGGAAUUCCACUAUGUGUUUAUGUUUUGCUUUGUAAAUGCCUGUGACCUAAGGUAGUAAAUCAACACUUGCUCCAAUAGACAAGCUUCUUUGAGCUCGGAGAGCCCCUCUAAAAUGGUCAUCUCCUUUGCCCCCUUUAAAGAUCAGGGUCUGAAUAAGGUUAGGUCCUGUUCUGUACCUCCAGUGCCUACUAUUUUGCCCUGGCAAAUAGCAUAAUAAACGUGACUACUUUU